Molecule: messenger RNA, 1721 nt
Organism: Microbotryum saponariae
Lineage: Eukaryota; Fungi; Basidiomycota; Microbotryomycetes; Microbotryales; Microbotryaceae
Source: the annotation of a GenBank genome assembly
AUGCUCUCUCCAAGCCGAGUUCUCGAAGUCAAGGCCAAAGGCGACGCUUGCAACAGGUGAGUGCCCUGCUUAGCCGGUGAGGCUUCGAGCUUGUAGCGCGGUCUAAUCAGUUGCCGAGACUCCUUGCACCGAAACACUUCUGACGACGUCCGUUGGAAUUAUAACUCCCUGGCAGAUGUCGGCUUCGUCGGGUUCGCUGCACUGGAGUCAAUGGUCAGCCCUGUGCGGCGUGCACAAGAACUGGUGAGUCUUCGCCGCUUCCGUCGGCGAUGUAUGCAGUGCCGUAACCCGGGCGGUUAAAUCCGCCGGCGGCGACAGGUAGCUUCGGAUGGCCUGCUUUACUCGCACAGCAACUAAAACCGAAUGUCCUGCAUUGCUACAGCUCGAUUUCGCAACCAUGACCUGGACGAACUCUACUGCGGCUACCAUGGUACGAGGCCAUGCAGCGAAGAGAGUGAAGAUCGCGUGAGGCGUGAGUACUACAAUUGCCUAAGUGCUACUGCCACCCGCGGCCCGAGGGCCACGUGACCCUGCUCCGGUCGGAAGCGAUCUCUUCGCCCCCGGGUGACGUAGCCUCCUGAGUCUAUACCGUCGGCGCCGAGUCUCGUCCUUCUUUUCUAUCUUGGACCCUUCCCCAUCCGAGUCAUUGUGACCUCCACACAGAAUGCAUCUCCACUCGGAAUCGCGAGAUUGUCUGGUCUUUGCGAUUACUCCUGAGCGCUUGAGCGACCUGUGCUGAUCGUCUCCUUUUCUCCACCGGUGGUUCCCUUUUUCUCAUCGUAGCUCGCAAGAAGCGCAACCGUUCUGGCUCGGAACUCGAGUCUUCGUCAUUGAACAAGAAGUCAUCGUCUUCCCCAUCGAGCUCAUCGGGCAAGGCUCGCUCCUCUACGUCCAAGACGGUUUUGCGCAAGCGUCUGCCAAGCUCCUGCCAAUCACCUCCCAAGAAGAGCUCGGAGAAGGCCGCCAGUGUGGCUGAGGUGGUGCAGUCCUCGAACCAGAUUGGAGGGUCCAUGUCCAUCAAGCGGCAACCGACCGAAGUACACUCCAAGGUCAAAUCACUCUGCACACCUCCCUCAGCGCCUGAAGUGUUCCUGUCCCCUACCGCCUCGACCUCCCACCUGCCGGAUCUGCCGGAGCUUCCGGAUCGAGAGUCUACUUCCAUGCACGUCGAUGAGGCCCCCAGUCCCGUCCAAACUUCCGCAAGUCCGUCCAUGAAUGAGACUGGCUCGAUCGCCGAAGUGUUCACAGUACCCUACGAAUACCCUGCGCUCGAGGACGUUUUCCAGGACCCCGGACCUGCUGUUCCGUACUCGAUUGACACGUUGCCCGACCCGUCCUACUUCGGGCCUUUAUCACCGACUCACUCCUCACCCUCUUCGCUCUCGUCCAUGUCAGCCUCACCUUUGUCCUCGGCUUACUCGAGCUGUGCAUCCCCCUGCGCCAGCCUCAUGCUUACUCCCGAUGCCGUCCCGGACGCUUUCUACCUCGGCGACUCCUGCAUCGCACCCUCGCUCGUGGGCACGAUGACCAGUAUCGCAACGGCAGCCGCGACUACCGAGUCUACGUUCUCAGGGCUGCUUGCAGCCGUUACGACGACGCCCUACUGGUUCUCCGACCCGUCCGAUACUGUCGUCACACCGUGCUUCGAAGACGCUUGGCUGCAGUGGUCGCCAAUUACGGAUCAGAAGACGUUCCAAGCGUAUCCUUCACCGCUCUCGUAA